AUGAGUAGAAAACAAACAAGUUCCAAGUAUCAUUUAAAAUAUAUCUCACCUUAGAUCACCCCAGAUUGCAAAAUCUAUCCACAAGCAAAGUAAAGACUCAGAUUCUAGUUCCUCUGAGAGGAGGUAUGGCAAAUUUUGGAAACCUAAUGAGGAUUCAUUAUUAUUGGAAUUGCAUAAUCGGCAUAACGGAAACUGGAAAUUAAUUGCUGAGGGCAUUCCAGGACGAAAUCUUAGUUAGUGUUAAUAAAGAUGGAAGAGAAUUAAUCCAAAUAAAGUAUUUUUGCAUCUAUUUUUUGAAUAAACUCCGAAAAUAAUGGACAGAUUUGGAAGACCAAGAAGUUAUAAGACUAGUUAAUGAGCAUGGGCGGAAUUGGAAAUUUAUUGAAGG
Molecule: messenger RNA, 388 nt
Organism: Paramecium octaurelia
Lineage: Eukaryota; Ciliophora; Oligohymenophorea; Peniculida; Parameciidae
Source: the annotation of a GenBank genome assembly